CUUUUUCUCCCUGCGAGACUGGUCUCUUACGUCUUUACUGGCUCAAUUGCCAGGCGGACUAACGUUAGACAGCCUCUUGAUCGAAUGAUGUUAUAUCCUCGUCCACAUCUCCUUCACGCUUCGAUAAACCUUGCCCCAGGGAGUUGGUCGGAAAUGAAAUGGGUCCGAGAUGGUUUACAAGCGACACACACUCUCCUGAGAAGCACGAUCCACGAGGAAGACGCUUGUGGAUGCCGCAAUGUGUCUCCGUCUGGCUCAGUCGAUCAUCCGUUCCCAUGGGAAAUGAUCCAUUUACACAUGACCUGCCGCAGGUUCGGAGCAUGUCGAGGCUGGCGGGGACUGCAUGUCUGUGUCGAGACAUGACAACGACCACCUAUCUCUCUUCUUCUCCUUGUUGUUCUUGAAUUCAAUCGCAAUGGCUCGUCUCUCCGCCUUCUUUGCUCUCUUCGUCGCCUCCAGCACCAUGGCCGCGCCCCUAUUCGGCCUGAGCGGCUGUGGCCUUGACCGCUUCAACAUCGUGACCACGCUCGCGGAGACCGGGGUGUCCGUCGCAAACAUCAACACGGCCGACCCUGCGACCGCCGCGAGCGUGAAGACCGCCCAGGCGGGCCUCACCAGCGCCAGCGCCGGUAUCGCGCAGAUCGCCCUUGCGCUGAUCACCGGCGGCACGCCCCCCGCUGCGGCGCGCACCCAGGUCCAGAAGGGACUCACGGACGCGCAGACCGCGCUGAGCGGAAUCAACGACCCGACUGUGAACCAGACCCUGGCUGAUGCGCAGUCGAAGCUCGCCGCUGCGAUCCAAGACGGAAACGACGUGGUUGCUGACUGCAACUGAUCCACCGAACGAACGACCACUAUCUUUAAUGUGACAAGGGGAUUUCAUAAUGGUCUCAGAAGUUUUGAAGUAAAUAGUAAUGCAUACACGAGCCGGGGUUUCAUUGAACA
Molecule: messenger RNA, 945 nt
Organism: Mycena citricolor
Lineage: Eukaryota; Fungi; Basidiomycota; Agaricomycetes; Agaricales; Mycenaceae
Source: the annotation of a GenBank genome assembly